Salvia splendens (bonfire salvia) is the source of this 1431-nucleotide messenger RNA. RefSeq names its product UDP-glycosyltransferase 85A8-like. NCBI's taxonomy places the organism in Eukaryota, Viridiplantae, Streptophyta, Magnoliopsida, Lamiales, Lamiaceae. Gene Ontology annotation, molecular function: quercetin 7-O-glucosyltransferase activity; quercetin 3-O-glucosyltransferase activity. The transcript has 3 exons. The record is from RefSeq and is a predicted model, not a curated record. The coding region runs from base 1 to 1431 and encodes 476 amino acids.
AUGGCAUCCAUUUCAAAACCCAAACCCCACGCGGUGUGCAUACCCUACCCGGCGCAGGGGCACAUCAACCCCAUGUUCAAGCUAGCCAAGCUCCUCCACCGCAGCGGCUUCCUCGUCACCUUCGUCAACACCGACCACAACCACCGCCGCCUCAUCCGCUCCCACGGCGCCGCCUCCGUGUCCGGCCUCCCGGGGUUCCGCUUCGAGGCCAUCCCCGACGGCCUCCAGCCCUCCGACGCCGACGCCACGCAGGACCUCGCGGCGCUCUGCGUCUCCAUCCCCACCGCCUGCUUAGAGCCCUUCUGCGACCUCAUCGAGAAGCUCAACGCCUCCGCGGCCGCGCCGGUGAGCUGCAUCGUCUCCGACGGCGUGAUGAGCUUCACGCUCAAGGCGGCGGAGCGCUUCGGGCUGCCGGAGGUCAUGUUUUGGAGCGCUAGCGCUUGCGGUCUCUUGGGGUAUAUGCACUAUAAGGAUCUUAUUCACAAGGGAUACAUUCCUCUUCAAGAUAUGAGCCAAAUGACGAACGGAUACCUAGAAACAAGAAUCGAGUGGAUACCAGGAAUGAAAAACAUAAGACUCGCCGACAUCCCAACUUUCAUCAGAACCACAAACAUCGACGACAUAUACCUCAAUUUCAUGAUGCAAGAAACCGCCGCCAUGCCGAGAGCCAAAGCCUUGAUCAUCAACACCUUCUCCGCCUUCGAGCGCGACGCCCUCGCCGCUCUCUCCUCCUCCUUCCCCAAAAUCUACACCAUCGGCCCUCUCCACCUCACGCCAGACGACACCAACGCCCACGACCAACCCUUCACCUCCAGCCUAUGGAAAGAGGAGGCCGAAUGCAUCGCUUGGCUCGACACCAUGGCGCCCGCCUCCGUUGUCUACGUGAACUUCGGCAGCAUCACAGUCGUUACUGCAAAUCAAAUGACUGAGUUCGCAUGGGGGCUAGCCAAUAGCAAGAAGCCCUUCCUGUGGAUCAUUCGCCCGGAUAUCGUAUCCGGUGAGGCCGCCAUGCUGCCUCCUGAGUUCCUGACGGAGACCAAGGACAAUUGCAUGAUGGUGAGCUGGUGCCCGCAGGAGGAGGUGCUGAAGCACCCUGCGGUAGGGGGGUUUCUGACGCACGGGGGGUGGAACUCGACUCUGGAGAGCGUUGUGGGCGGGGUGCCUGUAAUAUUCUGGCCGUUUUUUGCGGAGCAGCAGACGAAUUGUCGGUAUGGGUGCGUGGAGUGGGGGAUAGGAAUGGAGAUAGAUAAUGAUGUGAAGAGAGAUGAGGUGGAGUUGUUGGUGAGGGAGAUGAUGAUGGAUGGGGAGAAGUGGAAGGAGAUGAGGAAGAAUGUUGUGGAGUGGAAGAGGAAUGCGGAGGAGUCUGUUGCGGUUGAUGGCUCUUCGUUUCUGGAUUUUAAGAGAUUGAUUGAGGAGGAGCUCUCGGUUUAG